This is a messenger RNA of Hypanus sabinus (Atlantic stingray), 1631 nucleotides long. RefSeq names its product oocyte zinc finger protein XlCOF15-like. NCBI's taxonomy places the organism in Eukaryota, Metazoa, Chordata, Chondrichthyes, Myliobatiformes, Dasyatidae. The record is from RefSeq and is a predicted model, not a curated record. The coding region runs from base 666 to 1490 and encodes 274 amino acids. The transcript is spliced from 2 exons.
CGGGAGGAUCGGAAAGGUUGAAAAUGGGAAGGAAUUUGUCUCCAGGAAACUCAAACAUGGCACACCAGUUUUGUUGUCUCUGUCUAGAUAUUUAAGAAGUGGAGCAAGGGAUUCGAUCGACAAUCCUUCCUGCUCAAACUGUGGGGAGGGAUUCACUUGGUCAUUUGACCAAAUUGCAAGCCUGUCAUUUUACACGGGAGAAAGGCCGUUCACCUGCUCAGACAGUGGGAAUGGAUUCACUCAGUCAUUUCAACUGAAGGUACAUCAGCAAGUUCACACUGGGCAAGGCCAUUCAUCUGUUCCGUGUGUGAGAAAGGAUUCUGCCGGGCAUCCCACCUGUGGACAAACCAGUCAGAUCACACUGGGCAGAGGCUGGUCAUCUGCUGAAUUUCGGGGAAGGGAUUCUCUGGGUCAUCUGACCUAAUGGCACACCAGUCAGUUCACACUGGAGAGUGGCCAUUCACCUGCUCAGACAGUGGGAAUGGAUUCACUCGGUUAUCUCAACUGAAGGUACAUCAGCAGGUUCACACUGGGCAAGGCCAUUCUGUGUGUGGGAAAUGAUUCUGUUGGUCAUCCCACCUGUGGACACAUCAGUUAGAUCACACCGGGCACAGGCUGUCAUCUGCUGAAUUUCGGGGAGGGGAUUCUCUCGGUUAUCUGAUCUAAUGGCUCACCAGCGACUUCACACCAGGGGGCGGCCGUUCACCUGCAUAGUCUGUGGGAAGGGAUUCACUCAGUCAUCCCACCUACUGAGCCAUCAGCGAGUUCACACUGGGGAGAAGCCAUUCACUUGCUCAGUCUGUGGGAAGGGAUUCACUGAGUCAUCCAACCUACUGAGUCAUCAGCGAGUUCACGCUGGAGAGAGGCCAUUCACCUGCUCAGUCUGUGAUAGGAGAUUCACUGUGUCAUCCCACCUAUUGGUACAUCAGCGAGUUCACACCGGGGAGAAGCCGUUCACCUGCUCAGUCUGUGAGAAGAGAUUCACUUGGUCAUCCCAACUACUGGCACACCAGUUUGUUCACACUGGAGAGAAGCCGUUCACCUGCUCAGAAUGUGGGAAGGGAUUCACACUGUCAUCCCGCUUACUGGUCCAUCAGCGAGCUCACACUGGGGAGAAGCCAUUCAUCUGCUCUGUCUGUGGGAAGAGAUUCACUGCAUCAUCCAACCUACUGGUACAUCAGCGAGAUCACACUGGGGAGAGGCCAUUCAUCUGCUCAGUCUGUGGGAGGGGAUUCACUCAGUCAUUCAGACUACAGAGUCAUCAGAGAGUUCACACUGGGGAGAAGCCAUUCACCUGCUUAGUCUGUGGGAAGAGAUUCACUGAGUCAUCCAGCCUACAGAGACAUCAGCGAUUUCACACUGGGGAAAAGCCGUUCACAUGCUCAGUCUGUGGGAAGAGAUUCACUGAGUCAUCCAGCCUACAGUCACCAGCGAGUUCACACUGGGGAGAAGCCAUUCACCUGCUCAGACUGCGGGAAGAGAUUCACUGAUUUAUCCAACCUACAGAGACAUCAGCGAGUUCACACUGGGGAGAAGCCAUUCACCUGCUCAGUCUGCGGGAAGGGGUUUACUGAGUCAUCCUACCUACAGAGACAUCAGCGAGUUCACACUGGGGAGAAGCCAUUCAACUG